AUGGCGGAGCCCGUCUCGUUGAAGGACGCCUUGGGCAAUGUUGAGUUGUUGGAAGACCUCAUUCUACCUGACGAUCAACCAGCUAUUGAAGCCCGUCCACUUCCACUGUUGUGCAGGACCACUUUCGAUACAAACUUUGAAGACAGAAAUGCAUAUGUCACGGGAGUGUCCAAAUACAUCGAGGAGGCUACACGUCACGCGCCAUCUUAUUUUAAUGAAGGACUACAGCAUGCUGGCAAAAUCUUUACACCUUGGAGAUGUUUGCUCCCGAGCUGCGCUCCAACGGUGAAGUCAAAUGAUCAGCCGAAUCGCGUUGAAAUCAAUAUGAAAGUAGUGGAAGUUUUGAGACCUGAGGUUGACAAGUUGCAGCAGUUCAUGCUCUUCACGAAUGACGCCAUCUCACGGUUCUGCGAAGAAGAUUUCGUCUCCGAAGCAUAUUUGCUGACACUGGGACGAUUUUUGAACAUGUUCGCGGUAUUAGACGAGUUGAAGAACAUGAAGGCUUCUAUCAAAAAUGACUUUUCUGCCUUCCGGAGGCGAGUGCUGCAUCUGUUUGUGAUGAGUUCAUCAUCUUUCUUUCUUCCAUUAUCUGCUCAGUUUCUCCAAGUUAUGUCGGAUACUCAAACAAUCCACGAUAUGCAGAAUCUGAGUAUGUUUCUAGCUACGCAAAAUAAGAUCAAAGAUGAAGUGCGAGCAAAGAUGAUAAAGAUUGAAGCGUAUGAGGAGCUGCUCACCGAUGUUAUAAACAUUUGUGCUCAUAUGUUUGAAAGUCAUCUCUAUCUUGCCCCGUCGGAGCGGCAUAUGUUUGUAAAAGUCAUUGCAUUCUCCCUGUUCCUCAUGGACGGCGACGCUGCUAAUGUCGCAAAGAUGGACCAAAAAAAGCGGCUGAACAUCAGUAGACUGGAUAAAAUUUUCAAGUCGCUAGAAGUUGUUCCUCUCUACGGAGACAUGCAAAUCCAACCGUUUUCGUUUGUACGAAGGUCGCAAUUUUAUGAUUCCAGCAAAUGGCCGUUGAGUGAUAAAGAGGGUGAAAAGUGUCAUGUGAACAUUGUCGAAAAAGUGAAAUUAACGAGAGCAGAUCAUGAGUCGUACGUCACACAACUGGCCAAACUAAACAACAGCGUGGCUAUUAGUGACCGAAUUUCGUUAAAUUCUGAUGCGGAAAACCGUGAACUUACGUCGCUGGCGCUAAGCGGUGUGCAACUGCUAUGUCAGUGGACCGCUGACGUUGUAGAGACGAUUAGUUGGAAGCUGCUGCACCCGACGAAUAGCAGGGAUAAUAAAGAUUGUCCAGAAAGUGCCGAGGAGUAUGAACGGGCAACAAGGUACAACUAUUCCGCCGCUGAGAAAACCGCACUGAUUCAGACGAUUUCCAUGAUAAAAGGAUUACAGUCCUUAUUAGGAAGAAUCGAGUCGUCGUUGUCGAAUGCUAUCAGGCGUCACAUCUAUGCCGAACUGCAAGGAUUCGUACAACACGCUUUCAACGAACCUAUACAGAAGGCUAUAAAAGGCAAAAAGGAUCUGUUAGCUAGCAUCCUGCAGUCGGUUCGCGACACCUGCAUUGAUGCGUACUCUUCUGGAUCGGAAUCACGUCCGUCAAUUGAAAAGCAGAAAAAGCGCCAAGGAAAAGAGUCGACUAAUAGUUCAAGUAGCGAUUUACGUAUAGCCAGAAGAGCUUCACCGCCAACUCCUAGCAGCACACAGCUUUAUAUGGCCAGAACACAAUUGGAGUCAUUGAUUUCGGAGCGAACUAGCGGUGGAAAGCGGGUCCUCAGAAAAGAGCUUGAUACUAAAACAAUCGAGAGAAUCUCUGUUUUCUUACGUAAGUCGACCCACUGGCCUGCCCUGUUCCGACUUUCUGAUUCAUUAACUGAAGCAGCUGAGCUAAGCCAACUCUGGUUUCGAGAGUUUUAUCUGGAAAUGACAAUGGGACAACGUAUUCAGUUCCCCAUAGAAAUGUCCAUUCCAUGGAUUCUCACCGACCAUAUUCUGACUAAUCCCGAUUCAUCUCUGGUUGAAGGAGCGUUAUAUCAACUUGAUCUAUAUAACGAUGCAGCUAACUAUAGUCUCUUUAAUUUCCGAAAGCGUUUCCUUUUCGACGAGGCAAAGGCAUGUACAGGUGACUAUUUUAUUUCGCUUCCUGUCGGUAUGUAUGGUUCUUGUAAAGUGACGUGUUAUUGUAGCUUGCUUUUUAGGCCUUCUAUUGAUCUGAACGUGUGGAUGGGCGAACUGGGGAUUAGCAUAGCGCUACUGAAAGCUCUUGAUACAGCCAUAUGGAUGUUUGAAAGUGCGGAGCUUUCUAGUAUUGUGUAUUGCCUAUCAGUUACUCAUAGUGGGUUCGCGUCAGAGAAUGUUCCGGAGACACCAGUCGUGAAAAGAAAGCCGCCAGGCUUGCUUUUCGCAACAUAUCUUCUCCUACUCCGCUUCAUUAGGAAUGCCGACCUGAAGGCCGAUUGCACGACUAUUGCAGUAUCAAGGCAUUGCUGUAAUCUUGGAAGAACUCUUGAAAAUGGCACGAUUGGUGUUCUCCAGUAUUACUUCCAUCAUCUCGACGGUGUAGGAAAGUAUAACGAGCUCAAAGGCGAAUUCUGCCAGGAUCUACGCGAACUAGGCAAUAUCAUACUCUUUUGCCAUCAACUGGAGUCAGGUAUGGCUCAAGAGGAGGUGCAGGAUCUACUCGCAGCAGCUGCUUUUACUAAUGUGAUUCCGAAGCCUCCUGCCAAAAGUGUUGCUGAACAAGAAAAGCAACUUGCUAAACUUGAGGAGAAGUACGCUCGUAUCCAACUAACAAAUGUCGUUGAGAAGUUUGGCGAUGAUAAGCAAAUUGCCAUAUCGAGAGAAGCUGAACUCAUGACCAAAGAACGACUCUGUUGUGGACUUAACAUUUUCGAGAUGUUCCUGAGAAGAAUUCGGCAGAUGCUUUUGGAUGACUCGGUAUGA
Molecule: messenger RNA, 2940 nt
Organism: Cooperia oncophora
Lineage: Eukaryota; Metazoa; Nematoda; Chromadorea; Rhabditida; Trichostrongylidae
Source: the annotation of a GenBank genome assembly